Mytilinidion resinicola is the source of this 897-nucleotide messenger RNA. RefSeq lists its product as uncharacterized. The record is from RefSeq and is a predicted model, not a curated record. The transcript is spliced from 2 exons. The coding region runs from base 256 to 711 and encodes 151 amino acids. Lineage: Eukaryota; Fungi; Ascomycota; Dothideomycetes; Mytilinidiales; Mytilinidiaceae.
CCUCCAUCAACCCCUCGCUCACCCGUCAGCGCGAACGCAGAGCCCCCUCUCGUCAGCCCCUAGCCUCAAUGAUUGAACAUCAUUCAACUAUUUACUGGGCUCUCUUCAUUCUCUUUCAUCACUCAGUGAACUGAAACUGUGCCCGGCGGCGGAGUCCUGGAUGUCGCGAUGACUUCCGCAACGGACGUAAGCUGAUGGAGCCUACAAACACCGCCUCAACGUCGCGAGCAGUGAGACUCAGCCUCGAUUGUAGUCAUGAUACGCGUAGACAGUAGUUCCCUUGAGGAUACGACUCAGUUCUAUCGAACGGCUUAUAUUAAUUUAAGACACCUCGGAAUUUCCAAGCGGCGGCUCGGAGGCGAGAACGGAUUAAGGAGUUGGGAGAUUACCGUCCGCGCGCUCUCGAUAUUUCCAAAGUUGCCACAUCGCACUCCCUCCCUUCGAAGAAUCUCACCACCUUACAACUUACAUCUCUACAACCCAUUCUUGCUCCCAGGAACGCUCUUUAAUAUUACCAACUGUAAUAAUAUCGCAUUCUCUUCCGAAGCCAUACCCAAAAGAACCUUCGGACCUCUUUGCGCCGCGCGUCCCCGACGGACUCCUAUCGCCACUACAAAGCGCAAACUACCUGUAACCUGUCGUCGCAUCGUCGUGUCGUCGCAUACCACAAAUACACACAAUGGGCCAAUCUCCAUCCCACAGUGCCUCUAGCAACGCCGACAAACACUCGCUGAAGGCCGCCUCGAUCCGCUACCACAAAGAGCACAGGCUCCAAGCUCCCUUAAUACCCGAACCAUCGUCGCCAUCACCAAGCAAGCGUUCAGGGCGGUCGCUCGACAGCAGGAAAUCCAACUCGCGGAUACGGGGGGGACUCGAUAAAUCGGGCUGGAACUACGA